AUGAUUACAAAAAACUUUAAGAAACUUCCUCUACUAGCUGGCGCUGAUGUGAAUGUGAUAGCCGUUGAUUGGUACGCAGGAGCUGGCUCCAUCAACUAUUUUGCUGCUGUCCGUAAUACGGAACCAUCGGGUGUAUCAGUGGCAAAGUUCAUAACCUGGUUGAACUUGGAGACGGGGGCAUCCCUCAGUAACUACUUCCUGAUCGGACACAGUCUAGGAGGGCAUCAGGUUGGAAUUGUUGGUAGAAACUUGGGAGGACAAGUCCCAUAUAUACUAUCCAUAGACCCAGCUUCCCCUGGCUGGAAUUUCAAGCCAGAACGGUUUCAGAAGACUGAUGGCAUCUACACCGAAGUGAUACACAGUAACGCUGGGCUCAUGGGGUAUCUCGUACCGUUAGGAGAUGUGGAUAUAUACCCGAAUGGGGGAAUUGACAUGCCGGGAUGCAUAACGCCAAUGUGCAGCCAUGACAAAGCUGUAUACUACAUAGCUGAGUCGAUGGCCUCAGGUGGUUUCACAGCCCAGGAGUGCAGCUCAUUCUUCGCAGCCAUAAGGAACAAAUGCAAUCUCCCUGGUUCUCUGAAAAUGGGAGGACUUGAGCCAAAGACUGGAAUAUCUGGCGUCUACCGAGUGGAUACGAACGCAUUCUCACCUUACUCUAUGGGCUGAACAAGAACCGAAGAUCUUGAUUAAUUCUAAUAAAAAUAGGCUAUUUUUU
This is a messenger RNA of Trichoplusia ni (cabbage looper), 715 nucleotides long. Its product is annotated as lipase member H-like. NCBI's taxonomy places the organism in Eukaryota, Metazoa, Arthropoda, Insecta, Lepidoptera, Noctuidae. The record is from RefSeq and is a predicted model, not a curated record. The transcript has 6 exons. Gene Ontology annotation, molecular function: lipase activity. Bases 1 to 666 code for a protein of 221 amino acids.